AUGGAGGGCGGGGGGCUGAGCGCGGAGGAGGAGUUCGUCGGCCAUGAGGGGGGGGAGGAUGGCGAGGAAGAGAAGGCGCUGUUGGAAGAGGAGGAGGAGGAGAAGCAGGUGCCGGCCGCAUGUCCCCUGACGGAGGAGGUGCUGAAGGAGGGCCUCUCCCUCCUCUGCAAAAUUGGCAACGGCCUGGCGCACGCUUAUGUGAAGUUUGAAGCCAAGUAUAAGGACUUGACAGACAUCAGCCUCCUUGAACGUUUCAUUCACCUGCGGUAUGUGGAUUUGUCAGAGAACAAGCUGCAAGAUUUGUCUCCACUGAGCAGCCUAACCCACCUGCUUUGGCUGAAGGUGGAUGGGAAUCUGCUUACCAGUGCCCACAUGCAGGAGCUUCCCUACCUCCAGAUCAUCAGCUUUGCUCACAACCGCAUCAAGAAUAUGAAGGGCAUUACUCACCCCCACUUAGCCAGCCUCAGCCUUAAAGGUGGUACAAACUACUGUCUUCAUUGCUGUGUACAUAGAAAACUCUCUUUGAGUGGUAUUAACUGUCAUUAUUUCUUUGUCCUGUGGCACUCAGGAAAUAAAAUCCAGACAGCACUGGGUCUGAAUCAAGCACUGUAUAGCCUGCGUAUACUGGAGCUGCGAGGAAACAAGCUAGAGAGCACAGCAGGGCUUUGCCUUCCCAAACUCAAGAAUCUCUAUCUGGCCCAGAAUACCAUUAGGAGCCUCGAAGGCCUUGAGGCACUAGAGCAGUUGUCAACUCUGCACCUGCGUGACAAUGAGCUUCAGACUCUGGAUGGAUUCUCUAGCAGCAUGAAGUGCCUGCAGUACCUCAAUCUACGGAACAAUGGGAUCAGUAGCUUGCAGGAAGUGGCAAAACUGCAGGUGCUCCCCGUGCUGCAGGCCCUGGUGCUGAUGGAGAAUCCAUGCUCUGAUGAAACAAACUACCAGCAGGAGGUCCUGGCCCAGCUGCCACACCUGAAGCGCCUCGACAAGGAACCAGUUGAGAAAAAUUAGCAUGCAGAGGCAAAUGAAAUCCGUUAGAAAAGGCAGGAAGAGGAAAAGGAAAUGGAGGUAUCUCCCCAAGGUGAUGUAUCGAGUGACCUCUGGUUUAAAUCCCUGUUCCUUGUGAAGAUUUGGGGAUGCAUCUUCCCAUGUGCAAAGCAAGAGCUAUAGGUAUGAGGUUCACCUCAUUUUGCCUGAAGAAGAGAGGAGUGUCCUGGAUGCUGCCUUCAGUUACUGCAGUGUUUUUACAGUCUCUGCACGUACAUACUCAAAGUAGUCCCAGGAGGGAAAAGGGGGGUUACAAGUUGCGUGGUUUGAUUUAUAAUUUUCUUAUUUGGAUAAAAAUACUUAACGAAC
Molecule: messenger RNA, 1353 nt
Organism: Centrocercus urophasianus (Greater sage-grouse)
Lineage: Eukaryota; Metazoa; Chordata; Aves; Galliformes; Phasianidae
Gene: LRRC23
Product: leucine rich repeat containing 23
Exons: 6
Coding region: 1-1008 (335 amino acids)
Molecular function (GO): protein binding
Source: RefSeq, a predicted model, not a curated record